AAGUCGACCACCAUAACACCACCAACGAGACUACACAACUACUUCCAAGUGAUGUUGUGGCACCGCUGUAUAAGUGACCUGAUCACUCUCUACAAUCGCAUCCAGAGCCGACACGUGGAGGCAUUCCAAAUGCAUGGGCAACAGGUCAACACAAUGACUGGUUGCGACGAACAAUCGGUCAAGGCUGUCUGCUGUCAGGAUCCGCCAUUGCGAGAGAAGGAACCGUCGUCAUCACCUACACGGCCACGUACGCCCGAACCGUAUCCCUUCUGCUGCAAGGCUCAUUCGUUGGUCUUUACCACUCAGUAUCCACUCAGCUUCGUGCCGUACUCGCUCCGCGUCCAGUUCCGUCGCAUGGUACACAAAGUCCAGUCGGUCUCACAGAAGAAGAUUUGGAGCAGUGUGUCGGGGUGGCGCGAACAACUCGGGUUGGCAGGUCGAACCAUCCAGUACACUGGAUCGACAGAAAAGUUGCAAUUCUGUACUGGCACUGCAUACCCCCCAUCACCUCCAUCUGCGGCAGCGAGUGAGGGACAGCUUAUGGCGGAGGAGGAGGCACUUGUUCAAAGAAGGUACCGGAUCGAAGAGCAGGCACGGCAGGACAAUCUUGACAAGCAGGAGCUCUUGGCACUCUGCCAUAUGGCUUGCGGCCUCUUCCUGGCGGAUGACCGGCUGCAGAGCCCGCCUCCCACGAUCAUAUCACUCUUGCGGCAAGGAAGUCCAUGGAACAAGGGUGUUUGGUGCGAAGGUGAAUGGCAGCAUGCAUCGAUUGAUGUUCGGCAACCUGGGCAGGCGUCUCUAAACGGGUCGUCGCAAAGUGCCGCCAACAGUAGCAGCGUUACAGAAGGCGACAAAUCGAUCGAGUCGGGUCAGGCAAACGACAAUGGCAAUGACAUGGGCCGAUGGCAAAGCAUUUGCAUCGCAGCAAUCCAGUUCCUGGCGCACGAGGACUUGGCCUGGGGCGGUAACCGUACGAAUGCAGAACUGAGUCGUCUGCGUGCCGCCAACAAUCCGAGCGCAUGGACCUAUCACGAAUAG
This is a messenger RNA of Gamsiella multidivaricata, 1038 nucleotides long. RefSeq lists its product as uncharacterized. The record is from RefSeq and is a predicted model, not a curated record. Lineage: Eukaryota; Fungi; Mortierellomycota; Mortierellomycetes; Mortierellales; Mortierellaceae. The annotation marks the transcript as partial. The transcript has a single exon.